GAUAUAAAUUAAAGCCGAAACAUUCGGAUAGUACAGUGAUUUGGAUAUCUUUGCAAGUUUAAAAUGAAGUUCCUUGUUGUCCUUUUUGGCCUUGUUUGUGCCUUAGCCCAUGGGUUACCGAACGUAGUAAAGGUAGACUCACUUCGUUCGGUCUAUGCAAAGGAUUUAGAAACCCUGCCAUCCGACAGUGACGAUACCAGGGUAGCAAACGGUGAUAACGCUUUCGAAGACGAAUUUCCUUACCAGGUUUCCAUUCAGUGGGGUGACAAUGAAACGCCCACCCACCUGUGCGGUGGUAGUAUCAUUUCAGAAUCGGUGGUACUCACGGCUGCCCAAUGUCAUUAUGACUAUGGUACCUAUUCCAUCGUUGCUGGAAUUCUCAAUCGAGCCAGAAAUGGCGAAUCUGCUCAAAGGCGAGGUGUCGACAAAUUUGUCAUUCACGAAAGGUUUUCUGGUGGAGUAGGUCUAUAUGACAUUGCCCUAAUAAAGGUUGAUUCACCCUUCGAGUUGACAUCUUCCGUUCAACCUGUCCGAAUUCCUAGACAAGGACUCGCUCCUUCUGGAACCGGCGUCGUUUCUGGAUGGGGAAGAACGUUUUAUAAUUCUGUUCUUGCAAGCAUCAUGCAAUACGCUACCGUACAGAUUAUAACAAACAACGAGUGCGCUCGAACAUUGGUCAGUAAUGUUGGAUCUUCCAGUCCUUUGGACGAUACCCAAUUUUGUACCAGUGCUCGCGUGACUGGUAGAACGGGAAGAACGUCAAUUUGCGAAGGUGACAUUGGUGGCCCACUGGUCCAAGGCUUUGUUCAGGUGGGCAUUAUCUCUUGGGGUGUCACACCAUGUGGAACCACUUUUUCUCCAUCGGUCUACACAAAAGUUUCUACGUAUUCUAACUGGAUUAACGCUAAACUUGCACAAUUGUGAGGUUUGCCGCUCCUCUUUAAUCACAUAAGUAAAUCUGUACACCAAACGGUGCAUUGAAUAAAAUUGCUCAGAAAUAAA
Messenger RNA from Agrilus planipennis (emerald ash borer), 1002 nucleotides. Its product is annotated as chymotrypsin-like protease CTRL-1. The transcript has 4 exons. Bases 64 to 924 code for a protein of 286 amino acids. Gene Ontology annotation, biological process: proteolysis. NCBI's taxonomy places the organism in Eukaryota, Metazoa, Arthropoda, Insecta, Coleoptera, Buprestidae. The record is from RefSeq and is a predicted model, not a curated record. Gene Ontology annotation, molecular function: serine-type endopeptidase activity.